UCGGUGUUUGUUUGCGGCAUUUUAGUUUUUUGAGGUUAGAACGUGAAAAUUGCGGAAAGUCGUGAAAAAUCUCUAGAAAACAAGAAAAUCUCUACGGGAAAAUGCCAAAUUUGUUUAUUAAUACGUGCGUGGAUGUGAGGGAGGCGAUAAAUUGUGCGCGAAUGAAUCAGUAUGAUUCAAUAACGACGUCCCUUGUUUUUCCGGGCUUUGACCGGGAGUACGAGGACAAGUCCCUGGCCAAGAAGCACCAAAUCUUCUCGCGCCCGGACAUUGUGAUGAGUUCCAAGAUGUGGUUGGGGUACGUGAUAGCGGUCGUGAGUGAUGACAUCGAUUGCGAAUCGGAGAAUCCGGAGAUUCGUAUUGCCAGCGAGAAGAAGUUGAAGCAGGAGAUUGAGUUUGCGGAGCAUGUGGUGCAGCACGGGAUCAUCUAUGUGCGUCUCAAGAGUGGCAACAAUGUGAACUUAGCACGGAUCAUCAGUACCUAUAGCAAGUGUGAGCAAAUUGAGGAUCUCAUGGAACAUUUCGAGAUUAUGGGCGGAGAUCUUUUUUCAGGCGUCAUCCUCAUUGAAGUCCCCAUGGUGGAUCCCAAUGCUGUUGCCCAGCAGUGGCGGAGUGAUGUGGGUGAGGACGACAGUGCAUCCGGUGAGGAUACAUGGCUGUGGUGGAAUAGAUUUCGUCUUCAGAGUGACUUCAAUGGGAAACAUCGACUCUCCCUGGUGCUGUCUGCGGACAUUCCGUCGCAAGAUGAGAUUCUACGAUGGCUUGGGGAGCCUGUGGACUACCUCGUCGUCUCAUCGGACAUCUUCAUCCAGAACAAAGCCAACUACCCCGUCCUCUCACUCGCCCAUCAGGAUGUCAUCUCCCAAUUCAUCCGGAAGACAAAGGCAAAGUUCAUCGUAAAGGCCAAUCCCAAUGAUGGCAAUCUCCGCUACUAUGCUGAAUACCUGCGGCAUCUGCAGGAGAAAUUCCACGAGGUUGACCCCAUGGAUGGCUUUGAUGACCUCAUUGAGAUCCCGCUGCAGCCUCUCUUUGACAACCUCGACACGUACACGUAUGAGAUUUUUGAGAAGGACCCCGUGAAGUACGUCUACUAUCAGCGUGCCAUCGAGGCAGCCCUCAUCGACAAGAUCCCCGAAGAAGAGAAGUCCACCAAAACGGCGAUCCUGAUGGUCCUCGGAGCUGGACGUGGCCCCCUCGUCCGGUCAUCCCUCAAUGCGGCCACCAACACGGGCAGGAAGGUGCGCAUCUAUGUGAUUGAGAAGAAUCAGAACAUCAGGAACACCCUGGAGGCGCUUUGGCGCGAAAUGUGGCCACGCGACACGGUGCAGCUCAUCUUUUCGGAUAUGCGGGACUUUUCGACGGAGGAGAAAGCCGAUAUCAUCGUGUCGGAGUUGCUGGGCUCCUUUGGAGAUAACGAGCUUUCGCCAGAAUGUCUCGACGGUGCUCAAGUUCAUCUCAAACCAGACGGCAUUAGCAUUCCAAGUUCCUACACAUCCCACAUUGAGCCAAUAAUGUCGUCCAAGCUGUACAAUCAAGUGCGAUUGGUGACAAAGACUGAAGAUCAGAAUAUGCAGCUGCGUGGCAAGAGCAAGGUGAUGGAGACAACGUAUGUGGUGUACAUGAAGAAUGUCUUCCACAUUGCCGAUGAGCCAAAGCCCCUCUUCACCUUCCACCAUCCCAAUCGCGACAAAGUCAUCAACAACAAUCGCUACGGGCGGGUGAGCUUCACCACAAAGCUCGACAGUGUCCUCCAUGGGUUUGCUGGAUACUUCGACACGGUUCUCUACAAAGACAUUGUCCUCAGUAUCCACCCCAUGACGCACACCAAUGGACUCUCUUCCUGGUUCUCCAUGUUUAUUCCCAUCUCGACUCCUGUUAAUUUGAAGGCCGGCGAGGAGAUUGAAUUGAAUGUCUGGCGUCACGUUGCCCAGCGAAAAGUGUGGUACGAAUGGAGUUUAACAUCCCCCCAAAUUUCUCCCAUUUACAAUCUCAACGGACGCGCCUGUGAUAUUCUCAUGUAGACCAUGGUUAUGCAUUUAUGGAAAAAAAACGGAGGGACAGAAGAGCAUACAUAUGUACAGUUGGGAUAGAUUGUUAUUGAACCGCAGGACAUGGUAGUAAAAUAAAGUGAUGAAGAAAAAACAUCGAAGGGCGUUAAAUGUUA
Messenger RNA from Lutzomyia longipalpis, 2164 nucleotides. RefSeq names its product protein arginine N-methyltransferase 5 (gene csul). Bases 102 to 2021 code for a protein of 639 amino acids. Gene Ontology annotation, biological process: peptidyl-arginine N-methylation; regulation of DNA-templated transcription. The transcript has 3 exons. Gene Ontology annotation, cellular component: nucleus; cytosol. Lineage: Eukaryota; Metazoa; Arthropoda; Insecta; Diptera; Psychodidae. The record is from RefSeq and is a predicted model, not a curated record.